This is a messenger RNA of Trichobilharzia szidati, 5428 nucleotides long. Lineage: Eukaryota; Metazoa; Platyhelminthes; Trematoda; Strigeidida; Schistosomatidae. The record is from the annotation of a GenBank genome assembly.
AUGUGGAUAACUAAGCCAUAUUAUUAUUCUUAUUCGCAUUGUCAAUAUGUCAAAAUCAUAUUAAUACUGUGUUAUCAUGUGUUCUUAACUCAAUUGGUUUUGAGUAGUGAUUCAUCGCCUUUAGACGAUACAUCGCAUACACUAAAUGAGAAAUCAUAUUCUGAUAAUCAGUGGGAAUAUGAUGCCUCAAGAGCUGAACUAUGGUCACCAAAAACUCCAUUGGAAGUAUGGCCCGAUUUCAAACCAAUACAAGAAUGUGAUACACGCGAAUUUAAACAAUUUCAACCUUAUUCCAACAAACUGCCUGGUAUCAAUGAUCAAUUCGAAUGGACUAGUAUAAGUAUAUUCAAUUCAGAACGUGUUAAACGUGGACAUAUCCUCCUCGGUGGAUCAUUUCGACGUCAGCAACCAGAUUCCCUGGAGCUGAGUGACACUGUAUCACCACGACAAAAUAGUCAUGUAUUUCUGUGCCAUUUAGAUCUGAAAUCUGAUCGUGAUUCCCUGUUGGGAUUUGGAUUUAAUGAGAAUCCGUGUACCCUGUUAGAACAAACUUCUACUAGCAGUGUGAAGGAUCAUGAAUUUCUUGGAGCGUCAAGUGAAGCAUUAAAAAUCAACCAAGAUCUUAGUUUGUUUGUAUAUUGUGAUCCUUUAUGGAGAGCUGGUUCAAAAGUCCCUGUGGGUAGAUGUUUCUCGCAUAUUGUACGCAAUGGACAAGUUCAACCAAGUCUGGAGUUAGCCGACUUUUGUCAAACAGGAAUGCAAGUCGCUACACCAUGUGCAGCAGGUCAAAGUGUUGCUCUUUCGAUGGGUAACGACAACAUUGUAAAAACGUCAAAAUCUGUUGCUAAUCUCUUAUCGAAUGUUAGACUAUGGGUUGGUGAACCAUUGUCAACACCACAUGGACGUAUUCAAAUAUUAACGGAUCUCUAUGGUUCAAUGAAGCUGAUCACGAUACCUAGACCAGAAAAUACUGAAAGUAUGGCUAUUGGUUCAUUUUUUGGUUAUGCUCUGACAGAAGAUUUCGUCACAGCUCCUGGUCUACUUAGUCGUCAAGAUGGGAAUUAUACAAAUCCUAUUCAUUUAGUUGGUAUCCACUUGGCCAAAUCGUCUAGAGAGUCAACAAAUGGUUUCUAUGGAACAGUGGAUUGGUUCCCUGAAACCAGCAGGUCAGAUCAAUUCUCUGGAAAUGGUAUGUCUGUGUUGAGAGUACACUUGAAGGGGCCGUAUAUUAAAAGUGUUGUUAUGGGUGCUCCAUAUGCAGGUGAUAUUGAGAAAACGGAAAAUCAAUCAGAUACUACAACUCAAUCGAUGACUUAUAAUCGAGGCAGAAUAUACCUUUUUUGUCAAUCAGAUCAUGGAAUCAGUUUGAAAUCAGAUAUGCAUCAAGUCUCGACAACUUAUGAUUACCUGGACGGUCCAAAAGGCUCAACAAAUUUUGGUUUUGCAUUGACUAAUCUCGGUGAUUUCGAUGGAGAUGGAAAUGACGAGUUGGCUGUAGGUGCACCUGAUUUGAAGAAUGCCUAUGGUUACAGUCACAUCUAUAUUAUACGUACUCUGUCCAAUUGUCGAUUUGACAGAACACCAUUACAUCGGUUGACCAGUCCACCUGGAGCUUAUGAUUUCGGUGCUCAUCUACCAUCGCGUGCUUAUGACUUAGACUUCAAUGGAAUGAAUGAUCUUGUAGUGCCUAUAUCACCAUCGAAACAGGCAUCCAGUCAAACGGCUAUUGUAUUCGCUAGUCGACACACAUGGACAGCAGAAUGUCAAUUCACCUUUCCGCCAUGGUUAGCGAUUAGAAAUCUUCUGAUGAAUGAUAUAAUACCUGUUCAAAUUAUGAUAUAUUUUAAAGGUGGGAGGAAUAAACUCUCACGAGUAAAUCAAUCAGAUGGGAAUAUUUUUUUCCAAUCAUCAGAUCUACAGAAAUUCAUUCAUCAAAUCAAUACAGAUUGGAAUGCAAGUCAGGCGACUGGACAACGUUUCAGUCUGGCUAGUCAAAUUAAAUCUCACCUGGAAGUGAAACAGAGCCAGUUGAUUGUUGAAUUUAAUAUACAGGCGAAAAUGAAUGUUGAAGAUAUGCAUGAUUUAGAGUCGGAUAAAACUGGAGCUGGUGUAUUCCUGGCCUAUCGAUUUUUACAACCAUGUUAUGGGGAUCAAAGUGUUAUCGAUCGUAAUGGUAGUUGUCCAAAUGGAGGUUGGUUAAAACGUCCUAUAAUUGAUUGGUCAAAGUGUAUUGCUAAAAUCCCCCUGUCACGAUAUGUUUGUUAUCCACGGCCAGAGUGUGAAAGUGAUGUUGGCAUACGUGUGAAAGAUAUACAAUCAGGACAGAUUGUUGCUUGGGGUGAUAUGAUUGAUAAAGAGAAAUCUGCUAUCGAUCAGAAUGGUAUUAUUACCAGUAAUAAUAAUAACAGUACUAAGGACAAUACUGCUGAUUCUAUACCCAGUACUACAAUCGACAUCGAAUACGGGAAUACGAAUAUGUCAAGACCACAAUUACAAAUUGAAAUCUACAAUUAUGGACCGACUAAAGCUCAAGGCACUCGAAUGGAAUUACAGUUUCAUGGAAAUUUGCGAUUUUCACGACUUGAAUUCGAUGUUGACACAUCUGAAGCUGGAACUAGUAACAGCAUUAGUCAGUCAGAACCAUUAAUGGUUGAAGUAUCAGAGAAUGAAACUUGGGUUCACUGUCCUAUCGGGACAUUACUAGCACCAGUCGUUAUGUCGGAUACUGGAAGUGAAAUCAUCGAACCGAGUCAACGUUUUAUCUUGUCGACAUAUUAUGAUAAAUUCAUGUCAGAGGACGAUACAAACUUUCAGAAUGGUGCAGGAGUCACCGUUAAUGUGAUAACCGGUACACCAGACCCCCAACCAAUUAGUAAUACAAUCCGAUUUAAUUAUCGUGUGAUACAUAAACCUCGAAUAAGAAUCUCUUAUGGCCCAGGAGAGAUAUCUAGUAGGAUGGAUAAUCGUUCUGCACCGUCGAAACGUAUCCCUGGUCAACAACAACGUGUUCUCGUCUCUGAAAUUGGUCCAAAAAUUGAGCAUACCCUACAGAUUGAAUAUAUGGGACCAUCGAAUAGGCUGAAAAAUGUUACAAUCACUGCAGCCGUGCCGAUUGAAUUGAAUCCUGAAGAUGCUGUAGGCGGUGCAACAUCACCCUAUAUAGUUUAUAUGUUCAAUGAAAUCCGUGGGACACAAUCACAUGACAGUAAUGCCUUGAAAUGGAUAGAUGUACGACCAAAACUGUUAGCAUCAGGUCGACAAAAUGUUGAUGAUACUGAUGUUAGUAAAGUUGGAACAUGUACAAUAGUGAAUAGUGAAAGUGUUAUCAACCCUCGAGGAGUUAUACCAAUGGAUGUAGAUACACUAUAUUCUCGUAAACGACGUGGUGCCUCAAACAAUCCCGCUGGUGAAGGCGUGGAUGAAAUGAAUGAAGACAAGUAUUCAGCCGAUAGUGAUAAUCAGUCAGCAUUGUAUGAUGAAAAUGUCCAGUCGUCUUUAUCAUCUAAAAUUCCGGUUAUUCAAUUUAGACGACUACAAAAAGAAGUAUUUCAAUGUAAUCGUGUUGGUAAUCGGAUACAAAAGCCAAUAUGUGCAGAAAUUAUUUGUCAUAUUGAUGAGCUGCUGAAACAUCGUCCAGUUGUCCUCAAAGUGACUGGAUGGUUAUGGGCAAGAACAUUAUUUGCUAAGCAUAUUUCAGAUGUUGAUCUUGUCACAACAAUCUCAGUGAAUCAAGGUGAAAUCCCAGAGGGUGUACAUCCAGCUGAAGAACCAGUUGGUCAUUUCUAUUUAUCUCAAACAUUUUUCUUUCCACAAAUUCGUCCAAAAUUAAUUCAUCAAAUUCCAAUAUGGCCAAUUAUAGUCGGUGUCGUUUUAGGCUUAAUUGUUCUCUACCUAUUGAUUAUACUACUAUAUCUAUUAGGCUUCUUUAGACGACGUAAAACUCAACUGCGUAAAGCAAUGCUUACAAAAGGCGGUGCUGAAGAGACCUAUAAACGUGAACAAACUGAAUCGCUACUAGUUGGUGAAACAAAAACCGCACAGACAAAUGAUGUUCACAAGGCAAUUAAUUCAACAUCUCCAGCACAAAGUGAUGCGCGGAUGCCAACGGGGAAAAAGUUGAAAAAGAAGCAUAAAAAAGAUUUGAAUAUUCUUCAUCCAGCUGAUUUAUCCGUGACAACAUCAUCGACAAACGGUCAUCAACAUCAUGCAUACAAAGAGUCAGAGGAACAGAAUCUGAUAACAGACUCCACUUCAUCUCAGUGAGAGAUUUCACCAUAUAUUGUGAAUGUGCCGUCUGCUUGCUUUACUUUGUGAAUUUCUUCUUGAGUGGAACAAAACAGUUUCUCUGCCGCCUCCACAGACACACACACACACCCCUCCCCAACCCUUUGGAGAAAGAGAUGAUGUGUUGACCGACCAAAUGGUUUUCACCAGGUUAUCGCACUUGCUUUUCUUGUAAAUUUAGGUGUUUGUAUUUUUCUUUUCUUGGGAUUAUUUUUUGGGGUUUUCGUUUUGUGAUAAAUAUAUAUACACACAUAUAUAUGCAUACAAUAUCAGUGUAUUUAUGACGUCACACAACUCUAAUAGUUUAUUUGCAUAUAUAUACAUAUUUAUGCCUCUUUGUUGGUGAGAUUCGACUUUUUCUGUCUUUUUUCUCUCUGCCCACCCCCCGCCCUCCCUCUGUAUUUUACCUGUUAUUGUAUUUACUGGUCAGUUGUUCUCCACCCCCAACCUCCCUUCUUCUCUGUCUAUCUGUCUGUAUGUAUACAUGUUAUCAGAACUAUUAUCUCUUCAUGUAUUCUGCCUGCCUCCUGAUUUUCCUGUUCUCUGCUUCACAGCUAUUUUGUCUUUGUUGUACCUCAGAAGUCGACAGGAGAAACAGCCCUCUCUCGAUCCAUAUAUAUAUAUACAUAUAUUGGCUUAGGUAAAUGUCAGGUUGCAUUGUCUGUCUUCGCGAUCGAUUCAGUCAAUCCUACAAUGGGAUUAAUCAAUAUCUGUAUUGCUUCAAGUGAACUUGAGUUGGAAAACCGAUCACAAUUUUCUUAUUUUAGCGCGUCAAUGAUUUUACUCGCCUCAAAAUUUUUUUUAUUCUUUUCAGAUGCCAUCUUUUAGGUGGUAGGAACUUGGUUGGUUUUUUCAUUUGAUGAUACCUGAUCGAUAAAUAUUACACUUGAUAGUCAAUACUUACACAGAAUUGAAUAAAUAGAUAGACAGACGAACACACACAGGCAUAGACACACAUGGGCCUACACACACACAUAUUUUUUAAAUUUAUGUCUAUCUACCUAUCUAUCUACCUACCUGUCUACCUAUCUAUCAAUCAAAUCUUAUGUUCAAUUUUUAAAAAAAACUAAACUGAGUUGUAUUCAAACAGGUUGAGUAAUCUGUCUAUUUUCUAUUAGAAUGUAAAAUAAACUACACAUUUGUU